AUGGAAAACGAAAAUCCUAAUGAACAGAACUUUAAUACUCAAGAAAAAGAUCAAGAAACAGCUAUCAAUAUAUUAAAAGAUGCAUUUCCUGGAAUUGAGGAAAAAAUGCUUAAUGCUAUUCUUAUAGCUAGUCAAGGGUCAAUUGAAUCAGCAUUUGAUGCUCUUUUGAGUAUUACAGAUUCAAAUUACAAACCAGGACCAUUGAAACAAAUAUCUUAUAACAAUGCAGAUAUUCCUAAUGAUGUGCAGCAUCAAAUUGAAAAUGAUUUUAAAUAUGCUUAUAACUUAUCUCAAAUAGGAUUACAAGAAAAUGAAAAUGCAAAAAACACGAGAUAUUUAUACCAUAAUGCUAAAAAAGAACGUACUUUUAUUAAUGAUGAAUUACCAAUUAUUCGUGAAAAUUUAAAACAAGGUUUUGAUAAUGCAAAAGCUAAGAUGUCUGUUUUUUUUUCUAAUAUUAAAAAACGAAUUAAUGAAGAUAUAUUAUCUAAUGAAAAAAAAAAUAAUUUUUUUGAAGCUUCUGCUUUAGAGUUUACUGAAUCACCAAGAAUAUCGCUUAAUGGAUGCGAUACAGACUCAUUUUCUUUUAAUGAUAUUGAAGAUUUAAAUUUAGAAAACAAUGAAGUAUCUCAAAAAAUACAGCCCAGUUUAUCUUUUAAAGACAAUUUGAAUCUAUGUUCAGAAAAAAAUAAAUAA
Pneumocystis jirovecii RU7 is the source of this 696-nucleotide messenger RNA. Its product is annotated as ubiquitin-binding protein CUE5. Bases 1 to 696 code for a protein of 231 amino acids. The transcript has 6 exons. NCBI's taxonomy places the organism in Eukaryota, Fungi, Ascomycota, Pneumocystomycetes, Pneumocystales, Pneumocystaceae. The record is from RefSeq and is a predicted model, not a curated record. Gene Ontology annotation, cellular component: cytoplasm. Gene Ontology annotation, molecular function: ubiquitin binding; ubiquitin conjugating enzyme binding. Gene Ontology annotation, biological process: ubiquitin-dependent protein catabolic process.